Molecule: messenger RNA, 3477 nt
Organism: Dermacentor silvarum
Lineage: Eukaryota; Metazoa; Arthropoda; Arachnida; Ixodida; Ixodidae
Exons: 2
Coding region: 1228-2007 (259 amino acids)
Source: RefSeq, a predicted model, not a curated record
AAAGGGUUAAUGCAACUCAGAGGGGAGAAGCACAAUGCAAAAAUAUAUGACGCCAUUGUAGCAGCUCUUGCGCAGAGCGGCAUCAGGAGAACUCGCCGGCAGGUGCAGACCAAGAUCGACAACCUGACACAGAGAUACAAGUAAGCAACGUGCACUAAGCAGAGAACGAGAACAGGGGGGCGCAGGAAAGUCCUAGUUUGGCGGUACUCGGAGAUAUGUAAUAACUAGGGGUGUCAUGCUUAUAGUGUUCUUGAGGACCGCGGAUUCAAGGAACUCAUGGCAGAGGCUGUUCCUAACUAUCGCCUACCAUCGUGCACCACGCUUUCACGUACCCUUGUUCCGCCCUUGUUUGAUGACACAUGGAAGAAAUAGAAGGACGAGCUCGGCAGUGCUUUUGAAGGGGGUACAGCUGCUGUCACGUUUACCAGCGACAUGUGGACAUCACGCACCAACGAGAGUUAUGUGAGCUUCACUUGCCACCUUCUCACUCCAAGUUUUCGGAUGAAGCGGUUCACGCUUAACACUCGCCACGUGGCUGUUAGCCAUUCCGGCAAAAACAUCGCGCAAAUGCUUCUCGAGAUGUGUGCGGAAUGGGAAAUAUCGGAUGGCUGCCGCAAGUACAUCGUCACAGAUAACGGACAUAACAUCCGUGCCGCGGUUAGAAGGCUCCUGUGGACUGAGUGUGCAUGUUUCGCCCACACCCUGCAGCUAGCUAUUCAUGAUGCAAUCCCCAACACACUGUCAAAUGACCGUCUGUGCAAGAAAACGAGGCAAAUCGUGGGCCACUAUAAGGACAGCUCGUCUGCGCAAAAGAGAUUAGAUGAGUACCAGAAGAAUAUGGACAAAGAUCCACUUUGUCUGGUGCAAGAUGUAGAUACAAGGUGGACCAGCGAAUACCUAAUGCUGUCCUGCCUCUGGACUUGAAGGAGGCUGUCUCUGUUGAGCUGGCAACGUCAAGCAGCAGCAUUGGUGGUCUCUGAUCAGCAGAAUGGAAAGAGGCACUUGAAUAUGUGGAAGCACUGAAGCCCUUAUACGAUGCAACUGUGAUAACUAGCGCAGACAAAUACCCAUAACUUUCCACUCAGAUACCAAUUAUUUUUGGCAUGCUAAGUUGCCUAAAGUUGCCUCAGAAACUUUAGCGGCACAACAGGCUUUCAUAAGGAACUGGCAAGGUCUCUCAAUACCAGAUUCCCCUUGUAUGCCGAGGAAAAAGAAGCAUGCUUGGCCAUGUUUUUGGACCCACGCUUCAAGUCUACGGUAUUCAGAAACAACAAACAAAAGGUGAUGUGGUUGAAAGAUCUGGUGCUUCAAGAUAUUGCCCUAUGCCCUGCUGUGGAAGUCACGCAGCAAGCAGCAAAAGUGCAGGAGCCACAACAGUGUGUGCAGCCAUCCUCCGAUGUUUGGAGUGCUUUUGACAAUCUUGCAAGCAGUCAAGUAGCAAGUUCACCAUUGUCUACUUCAGAAUGGGAAAUUAAUGCAUAUUCUGAAGAAGCCCUACUGAAGAAAGAGAGCAACCCAUGUGACUGGCGGCGGACUGUGGGCACCUUCAGAUACCCCAGUAUGGCAAAGCUUUGCCUCAAGUACCUACCAAGUACGUCUCCCUGGCCAUUUUUUUCCGAAAUACACAGGGUCUUGGGUGCACUGCCGGCGAAUGAUCGCUCCCUCAUUCAGGAGAGCCCUUGCUCUCCAGAUGAAACUGUUGAAAUGAUAAUUUCCAGCAUGGAACAUUCAAAUGGAAAUACCUCAGGAGAGGAGGAGGUGGCAGACACAGUGGAAGACGCUGCAAGCGAUAGCCAAGGGCCUGCAUCCACCAGACAACAGUGCCGCCCACAAAAACGGAUGAGGCAGAGUGCCGCAGAGAACUUCCGCAAUAACUUGCUGGAGCAACAAAAUGAACUGAUAGCUACAUUGCGAGAUGCAACUAAAGUUGAUCAAGUUCUGCGGGAGCGGCAAGUGAAUGCCCAAGAGAAGUUGGUGGACCUGCUGUCCCAGUAUUUUAAUAAAUAAUUUCACUUUUCGACUUCUUGGCUUGGCUAGUGGUUCACCUGUUAGUGAAAGUGCAUGGCAACUGCAGCUAAAAUGUUUUUUCCAGUUUCGAUGAGUGCAUCCGUAGUGUGUGUUGGCAGCUGAAAUAUUGUGUUGUACAGCUGCGCCUCACCGAUCCAUUGCUGCGAUACUGCUGACAUUGGUAAGCUGCGAUACUGCUGACACUGGUCACGUGAGAAAAGAUUCUACGCUCGUGACCGAGGAGAGAGUGACGCUUCAAAGGCUUGGAUAAACGCCAGCGACUGCGCAUGAAAUUGACAACUUCAGCCGACAAAGCGACACAGAGAUAGCAGCGAUGGAACCUGCAGCCCCGUACACUAUCGUCAACCUUGAUUUUAACGAUCUUUUCAGAAUUCUGAGUAACCACUUGUGCUGAGAAAAAGCGAAGCUAGCCUGCAGUGAUCAUGAUAACGGUCUGGUAGUGAAACUGUACAUGAUGUGCGACAACUGUGGUGAGAUCGCGGAUGCGUGGAGCUCGCGCCGAGUGGAGCAAUUGAAAAGGUCAACAACCUUUGAGGUAAAUAUGCUUGCGGGACGUGCGGUGCUUUCGACUGGCAAUGGCCAAACUGCCAUGAACAAUAUAUUUUCUGCCGUGGGGCUGUGCCGGCGAGUAAGCACAAGAAGACAUUUCAGUGGCAUCUGAAAAAUAAGCUGGAGCCCGCUGCUAGGUGCGAGUGGCCGAAGAAGUUGUACGACAGUGCGCGUGAGAAGUCGCAUUGCUCUACGAGGACUUGCGCUUCAGACACAGGGGUAAUGUAGCAGUAUUUUUUGAUGGCAACUGGAUGACACGGUCAUUCUUUGCACAUUGGCGUUGAACCUGUUGUUGAAGUAUUUACCGUUUAUGUUCUAGACUACGUAGUGCUAUCGAAUUUUUGUUUGGGCUGCGAGUUCGGCCCGAGGCCGGGUAGCGAGUGUUACGAGUAAUGGAGAGAAGCUCAUCCAUGCCAAAAGAACACCAGCAGUAAAUCUGGGCAAAUGGAGGUAGAAGUAGGCCUCAUUCUUUUAUAAAGGCGCAAUCUUCGCUAUACAACAGUCUUGUGUGACGGCGAUAGCAGAACGUACAAUGCUAAAAGGAUACUAAAGUUUAUGGCUUUAUUGACGUGGAAAAAGAAGACUGCACCAACCAGAUUCAAAAGCAAAUGGGGACGGUCUUAAUAAACUUUGUGCAAAAGCAGAAAACAAAACUGUAGUAGGAAAGGAGUGACUCACUGGUGACCUCCAUCACCAGAUUCUGCCCCUACCAUGGUUGUGCACUUAAAAGUCACAUGAAGGGGAUCUGGAUGCAAUGCAGCAUGCUGUGAUGGCCCCGUACUAUUAUAUUACAUCCACUGACCAGUGCACAAACCACAGCUUGUGCCCAUGGUGAGCAGAUGUGCUCGCAGAAUGCCGCAAAAGCUGAAGGAGUGCCUGACCCAAAGCAUAAAGCAUAAG